AUGUUCCUCCGCACUGCAUUCCUCUUCGCCAGUGCCUGCCUUGCAAGUGUACUGGACACCUCUGUUGCGGCACUCAUCAAUGGCCACGACUUGUCUUCGACUGUUCUAAUGGAGACGAUUCAUGGAGCCCAAUGGAUCAACACCGACGGCAACACAACCACCAUCGAAAGUAUUUUCACAGAAGGGGGCAUGGACGCUGUCCGACUUCGUAUCUGGACGGAUGGCGAGUACGAUCUCAACUAUACGCUGGCUCUGGCUCAUCGAUUCUCUAAGGCAGGAUUUAAGAUCUACCUCGACAUGCAUUUCUCCGAUACGUGGGCGGAUCCGCAUCAUCAAAACAUCCCUGCAGCGUGGGACAAUUCGUCGGUUGCCACGUUGGCCGCCGACCUGCAAGCGUACGUGACGUCAACAUUACAGGCCUUCACAGACGGCGGCAUCGAUCUCGAUAUCCUAUCGCUUGGUAACGAAAUCACCAUCGGCUUCCUGUGGCCAACGGGGAAGCUAACUACCGGUAACUCCAACGACUUCGCGACUCUAUGGAAGGCAGCACGCCAAGGUGUGACGGAUGCUGUCGCCACUGGAACCAAGAAACCAGAGAUCAUGAUCCACGUGGACAACGGAUGGAACUACACGUACGUGUCGGACUUCUUUACGGGACUUUUCGCCAACGGCACCGUGACGCCCGACGACGUGGAUGUGUUCGGCUUCUCGUUCUACCCAUUCUACGGCGUGGAGGCAACUAUCCAAGCACUUGACUCGUCGCUAACGCAACUUGCAAAGGACUAUAACAAGCCACUCUAUGUGGCGGAGACGAACUGGCCUGUGGCGGGAAACGCAGUGGGUGACAGCUAUUAA
Messenger RNA from Phytophthora infestans T30-4, 855 nucleotides. RefSeq names its product arabinogalactan endo-1,4-beta-galactosidase, putative. Lineage: Eukaryota; Oomycota; Peronosporomycetes; Peronosporales; Peronosporaceae. Gene Ontology annotation, molecular function: glucosidase activity. The transcript is spliced from 3 exons. Bases 1 to 855 code for a protein of 284 amino acids. The record is from RefSeq and is a predicted model, not a curated record. Gene Ontology annotation, biological process: pectin catabolic process.